AUGGCAUCCUCCUGAUUAUGUAUAAACUAGUUGUAAAAACUCACUCUCAAUUAUCUUUGUUUACUAGUCUACAUUUAUAAUUAUGUCGUGGAAUUCAAAGACCUGGGCUUGGGUGAAGAAAUAUUUCUCGGUGAACCCAUUGUCGACUGACGGUAUGCCCGCUGUGGGCAAAUUCCGUACACCUGCUGUCGGUUCCCGAACAGAAAAGUACAAGUAUCCCACUACACAUGCAUCCAACGUGAACAACAACUACUAUUUCCAACGUGAUGUUCGUCGAAACUAUCCUCGUUUGGCUGUGUACACUCAAUCCAAGGUCGCUGGUCUUCUUGAAGGUGCUUCGGUCCAAGCUAGCCUUCCUCCCGCUGGUUCUGAUGACCAACCCAUCACUCCUGCCAAGGUGACCGAGGAAAAGCCGCUUGUUCAGGUCUUGAACAGCAAGAAGUUGUACAGCAAGCAAAACUUGGCUCCCACCCCCAACUGGGGUCAUGAGGUGAAGUGGGUGGAAUCGUCAGAUUUCGUGCACCCUGGAGAUCCUGCAUUCCCCAUGAGAUGCUACACCAACGCUUAGAUCUGUUUUUCUAUUCUUUCUCCCCCACCCCCCACCCCAUCAACAUAUAUACACGCAACGCAACGCAAUUACAUACAAUCAAAAAAUUAAAAAACCAAGAAAGGCGGGUCUCCGGUGUGUGUUCUGUCAAAACUUGAUUACUGCAUGCGUCAAUUGCUUCGAGACGUUUCCGAUUAUAGAAAAGGCGGGGCAUUGGGAGGAGAGCUGUGGGGAGCAUAUGGAAUCUCUGAUGAUAGCAGUCAGCGGGAAGAAUUCCCGCCAAAUUAUAAAAAAGAUAGGAGAGAGUUGCUGUGAAUGCAUCAUCAUCUUGCAACAAUGGUGCUGCUCGGACACAUACCUUCCGUGGCUGAUAGUGCAUAACCCUUUUUUGUUCUGGGUAAAAUUGCAGCUGAUAUAAAACAAACGAUCUCAGAACGGGCGCUCUCCAUGCUUGG
Zychaea mexicana is the source of this 1002-nucleotide messenger RNA. RefSeq lists its product as uncharacterized. The record is from RefSeq and is a predicted model, not a curated record. The transcript is spliced from 5 exons. NCBI's taxonomy places the organism in Eukaryota, Fungi, Mucoromycota, Mucoromycetes, Mucorales, Lichtheimiaceae. Bases 83 to 568 code for a protein of 161 amino acids.